UUCAGCUGUUAUUGUUCCUUUUGUUUCUCAAUAUUUCUGUGUAUGUGACAAAUGAUGAAGAGAGAGACGUUAAAAGAAGUUGGAAUAGUCGGAGGGUUGGUCGGAGCUCAGGUGAUUUACGCCGGAAACGCGGAGGUACUGAAUCAGGUGUUGUCUCUGGGAGUCGACCCACUUCUUAUUGCUAUCUUCUGCACCUUUGCAUCAUUUCUUCUCAUCAGUCCUCUUGCUUUUCUCCUUGAAAGAAACCUGUGGCCCAGAAGUCUAAAUUUCAAGUUGAAGACAAAACUGGUUUUGGUUGCUCUGGUUGGAGUAACUCUCUUCCAGUGGUUAUUCUUUGAAGGAAUGAAACACACCUCUGCAUCAAUGGCCACAGCUAUGCCUAAUCUUGCUCCUGCUUUCAUUUUCGUCAUUGCUUGGGCUAGUGGGAUGGAGAAAGUGAAGCUAAGUUGUAUGUACAGUAGAGUUAAGAUGGGAGGGACGGUGUUGUGUGUGGUGGGAGCUUUAAUUAUGAGCUUAAUGCACAGUACUAAAGCCACAUCUAGUUCGUUUAACGCUCUGCCUAUUGUCCCUGACGACGUCGCUUUGGACAAAGAGAAGAUCCUAGGCUGCAUCUGUCUUUUCCUUUCCAUCUGCUGUUUGUCCUCAAGUCUUGUCCUCCAGGCAUCCAUACUAGUCGAGUUUCCGGCGCCUGUCUCUAUGUUUUCAGUAGUAACUUUGAUUGGUGGGUUCACCACGAUAGCUUUGCAGUAUGUUGUUAAGGGGAGUAUGGAUAUGGGAAGUGCAUCAGUAAUCGGUCUCAAGAACCUUGUGGGAUACGCAGUGCUGGGAGGGUUGGUGAGUGGAGGAGGUUUAAGUUUUAAUGCAUGGGUGAUUAAGAGAAAAGGACCAGUGGUUGUAUCUCUCUUUAGUCCUAUUGCAACUGUGGUGUGUGUUGUUGUCUCUGCUUUCUCCAUGAAUGACAGUUUUAACCUCGGAAGCUUUGGGGGAAUGGCUUUGAUGUUUGGAGGACUCUACUUCGUUCUCUGGGCUAAAGGGAAAGAGGAGUGUGGAGAAGGAGAUGAAGUAAAAGAAGAUGCAGAAGAAAGUGUGCUUAGAACAGAGUUUGACCUUGCGAAGCCUCUCUUGCGUUAAAGUCUUGUUUUCUAUGUU
This is a messenger RNA of Eruca vesicaria subsp. sativa (arugula), 1149 nucleotides long. The record is from the annotation of a GenBank genome assembly. Lineage: Eukaryota; Viridiplantae; Streptophyta; Magnoliopsida; Brassicales; Brassicaceae.